Messenger RNA from Acanthopagrus latus (yellowfin seabream), 2143 nucleotides. RefSeq names its product mitochondrial glycine transporter B-like. The coding region runs from base 560 to 1417 and encodes 285 amino acids. Gene Ontology annotation, biological process: glycine import into mitochondrion. Gene Ontology annotation, molecular function: glycine transmembrane transporter activity. The transcript is spliced from 8 exons. Gene Ontology annotation, cellular component: mitochondrion; mitochondrial inner membrane. The record is from RefSeq and is a predicted model, not a curated record. NCBI's taxonomy places the organism in Eukaryota, Metazoa, Chordata, Actinopteri, Spariformes, Sparidae.
UUCUCACAGUGACGAGCCUGUGUCGUCGUCAAACAGGAACCGGCCGGUUAACUUUAUGAAUGAGGCGGCCAGACAUCAGGUUUAAUGUUGCGCGGUCAGAGUUAGGAUUAGCUCAUGAGGAGGCGGCGGUCCAGUUGUGUCUGUGCUCCCGUUAUUACAGUCAGUCACGAGGAUUCACGCAGACAUUUCAUUUCGCUGGUGUCAUUAUUCGGGCUGUCGGAAAUAUUGCCUGCGACAGAAUAGUUGCCUGAAGGUGGUUAGCUAACCGCUGCUGCCCUUUCAGAGGAGGACGAAGAAGACCUUUUUUUUUUUAUUAUUUAACUCACAAAAGGUCUUUCAGACAGGCCUUUUGUGUUUUAUUCACGUGUCCUUUAGCUGUUUAUUGAACUAUGCUAGUGGCUAACUACUGGCUUCAGACGUGUACUACCAGUCUGUGAAACAGCCUCCUCAUACUGCGGAAGAGUUGAGCAGACAGACGUUGUAACAGGGUGUGCAAACGUUUCACUGUGAAUUAUCGACAAGAGGACCAAAAAGAUAAGAUUCAUCACCCUGAAGAACUAUGGAACUGUCCCUGGCUCACCCAGCUAUCAAAGCCUUCAUGUGUGGCUCCUUCAGUGGGACCUGCUCCACGCUGCUUUUCCAGCCCCUCGACCUCAUCAAGACGCGCCUGCAGACGUUGCAGUGUGGCAUGAAGCCUGGCUCGAACAGAGUGGGGAUGGUGACUGUGCUCUUGAGCGUGGUGCGGACAGAGAAGUUGCUUGGACUGUGGAAAGGAGUUUCACCGUCCUUUGCUCGCACCAUCCCAGGAGUGGGGCUCUACUUCAGCACCUACUACUCUCUGAAGCAGCACUUCUUCCAGGACAGGACCCCAAUGGCCUUUGAGGCCGCGCUGCUGGGAGGUGGGGCGCGGACCGUGGCGGGGAUCCUCAUGCUGCCGGUCACAGUCAUCAAGACACGCUUUGAAUGUGGAAAAUACAGUUAUGUGAGCGUGACUGGGGCUCUGCGCAGUGUGUGUCGGACUGAAGGUCCUGCAGCUCUGUUCUCCGGCCUGAUGGCGACUCUCCUCAGAGAUGUUCCCUUCUCUGGUAUCUACGUCAUGUUCUACAGCCAGACCAAGGCCUCACUGCCAAAAGAAAUCAGCACGUCUCCUUCCGCCCCCCUGGCUAACUUCAGCUGUGGGAUCCUGGCAGGUAUAGUGGCCUCCCUGAUCACGCAGCCUGCUGAUGUGGUCAAAACACAAGUCCAAGUCACUCCACAGCUGAGGACAGCAGAGGCUGUCAGAUACAUCUACUUGGAACACGGACUCCAGGGCUUCUUCAGAGGGGCAGUCCCACGGGCACUGAGGAGGACCAUGAUGGCCGCCAUGGCAUGGACAGUGUAUGAGCAGAUGAUGGCUCGUGUGGGACUGAAGUCCUGAGGUGGAGAUUUGAUGAGACGCCUUUGAGAGAAAGAGAGGGCUAAAGUCGAGACAGAGAUGAGUGGACAGGACGGAACUGUGAAAAUGCAGACGGGUGUGACGAUGUGUCGCUGAUAUGAGUGUCAAAGACUAUAUUAUAUUUCACUGGAGGUGCAGAGUGGACACUUGUUGCCUAAAUUACUAACACAGACUUCAAGAGGGAUGUGGUACAUUGGUUUGCUGAAAUUCAGAAGCCCGAUUUUUUUUGUUUUUGGGGCCUGGGGGACUUAACUUUGUAUUUUUGAAUGAUAUGGGAAUCCUAUGAUGUUCUGUAUUGCACUACAAGUUGUCAAAUUUUGUAAAACUUAAUGAGUAGCUUGAGUGAAAUUUUCCAUGUUUUAGAAAUGCCUCAGUGGGAAUUCCUGUGUCUGGUUUCUCCACAGUUGUGGAACAUGUACAAACCAUCAUUACUCAACACAGCUUCCCAGAUAGCUCAGACUUCAAUAAUGCACUUUAACCCAUAGCGUUUCUCUCGCGGCACAGUUUGCCUGUUGAAUGCCUUUCGCUUAACACUGUGUAUAUUUAUAUUCUGAUAUGUGCUCGUACUACUUUCAUCUGCCUUCAAAUGUCCUGAUUUUUGUUUUGAUAUUUUUAUUUUCAUGCAAAGAUGUGGUUGAAGUGUUCUUUCCUUUUUUUUUUUUUUUAAAGAUGCGCAAGAAAAUAAAACACUACAGUAUUUCUAUGGAA